AUGAAGAUAGGGAGCAUGACGUGCCUGCUUCUAAAGCAUCUCUUCUUACUAUCGGUCAUCGCUAAAAGAUGCCUGGUCAUGUCCUGCAGCUUUCCAGACGCUCUGCAACUGGACCUCCGUGACCCGCCUUGGUACAGUCACGUGAGGACGGAUGGCUCACGUGAUGUGGAGUACUACAUCCGCCACAACGUCAUGGAGAUUCACUACCCCAAGAGCGAUCGCUCCAACGUGCGCUGGAAGUGCACCACGAUUUUCCACGACAAGCUUUUGCUCAAACGCCAGGACCAUCUGGUCCACGAUUACUAUAGAUGCGCCCGGUUUUUGUUCAGAAGUCGAUCAGUAGUGCAGAUCAUGUGGUCACACGAGGUCAGGAACUUUGACCUGAGCCUGUGCGAUGAUCUUAACAUGAAAACCGAUCCAUGGCCAUUGAUUUGGUACGGAACGCUUGAAGCGGACUACACUCCCUGUCCUUUCAGCGGCGGAUUUGACAUGAAAAUUAUCGACUCAAUCCAGGGGGAGAACGGUUGUAACUUAAUGUUGAGACCCAUGAGAAUGGAGGUUGAAUGCCUCGGGGGAGAGGGUGUUACCUUCAACUUCAUGUCAAGUAACUGUCUCCCUGCAAUAAAAAUGUUUGUCAAACAGCGAACUAUCUGCGUUACCUCGUGGCAAGAUAGCAAGAAUCAUUAUGUCAUACUUCGUCGGAAUGAAGACAUCGAUUUAUGGUGCUUGGUAAUGCCAAUCUACCGAACUUCCAACACCACAGCGUAUCUUUUCAGUGAUCUGGCUUGCACCACUGAUACAGUUCAACUGGCGUCGAUAAAAAAUGUCAAUUAUUUUACACUUUAUCUCACCACUCGUGUGUUUUCCAGUUUGUGUCAAGACGAAUAUGAGCAGUGCAGCAAAGUCACAUGCAAUGCUUACGUAAAACAAGAAUGCCAGAAAUCGUGUGCUGUCUGUGAUGCUAGUUCAAUCCCUACACAAUGUGAGUUUCCUAGUGAUUUCAUUGGUUCCUGGAUUUUGAAGGAUGUUAACGGAAGUAGCCAAACGGAUAUCGCAUCGUCGAGUAUAACGAUAACGGGUGUUGGAGAUUUUAUUUGUGUCUCCUACCCAAACACCAAACCAAAAACUUCAUUUUAUACAACAAUAUCAAUGUAUCAAAACGGUUGCCGGCCUCGAUUCACGUGUCUUUAUAUUCGUAGAAUUGGUCCGUCAGUUCUUCAAUACAGUUUAAGCCAAAGCUACGUGUGGCCGACUCAGGAAAAUGAUCUGGGAAACGCCAUUUGUGGCGAGGAACGCUUUCACCCAGAUCCUUCCCCUAUAGACGAUAAGUACAGACCCCACGAAGGGGCCGGGAAGCCGAUCAUAGCCCACAUGACAAAGUCUGAAUCUGUGCAUUGUAACAUUACAAAUGUUUAUACAAUCAGUGGUACACUUCCAAAGGGAUAUAAAUGUUCAGGAACGAUGUAUCCUCAUUGUGAAGAUUUUCAUAAGAUACGACUGGAUUUUCCCAGCUGUGGAAGUUUGAUCCCUGAACUUACAGACUACAGAUGUCUGGCUAACUUCGAGGGUCACUACUGGGAAAGGAUUCUUUUAGUGCAAAAUAUUCAGAACGAAAAGGACGUUGUAUGUUUUGUCUUUAGUCAGUACUAUCCAAACGAGGCAUAUGUCCUUGUUGCCAGUGAGUGCGAUCAAAAAAGCUUCAGCUUCGCUCGAUCUGGACUUCGUCAGCCGAUGCUAACGCUGGAGAUUCAUCUUGAAGGUGAUUCUUGUAAAUCUAUUCCCAUGAGCACCUCGACCGUUAAACCAACUGAAUCUCUUCCCACCGAGUCCAGAUAUGAAAGCUCGGUUAGGGAAGCGGACCAUAACUCUAACAUAGUCACCAAUAUAACAGUACUAGAGACAGACUACUACAGUCCAGUGUCAAUGGUAGACACAGGGCCAGCCUCUGGUAAUGCUGGAAAGGUUUCUCACAAGGCAACAUAUGUGGAUACCAGAAGGGCUGUAGAUACAGCCGGUGCCAAAUCUACAUCAUACAGCGAUGAGAACUCUCUGACGGCUGAUUAUAACGUUGCGGCGACUGUGACUUCAUCGGGUGUAUUUAGCUUCGUUGUACUUGUUCUAGCUACCUCCUUGUUGUGA
Candidula unifasciata is the source of this 2139-nucleotide messenger RNA. The record is from the annotation of a GenBank genome assembly. NCBI's taxonomy places the organism in Eukaryota, Metazoa, Mollusca, Gastropoda, Stylommatophora, Geomitridae.